UGAAAAAAAAGCGAAGCGAGUUACCUAUCGCUUCUCUGUUUAUAUUAUUUAAAAUACAAAAUAAAUAGUUUUCUGCUUAGAAACUUAAGAACAAAGGUCUAUAAGAGUCACAGAUGAGCUUCACCACAAUAAGGACGAAUGAAGAGGACCUCACAUCGCCGUCGUCAGACGAGAGAAUGGACACAGGCUCCGAAUCCUUCCGGUCACAGGACACUCCUAAUUCAGCUCUGUCCUCAGACUGCGACGAGCGGGAGCCAGACACCGUUCUCCGUCUGCAGAACCCUCAAACAAUCCUCAGGUUUUCAGACCACGAUAAAAUAAACUUUAACGACAGUUUGAUUCAUAAAAUGUCCAAUCUUCACCUGGAUUCCCCUAAAAUUAAUACUAGGCCACACUCGUUAGGCAUAAGUCCCCCAAAGCUGAGUUCAACCCUCACCCUGACAACGAAACACCCCUUAAUGGGCCUGUCCAGUCCCGAUGAAAAUUUCCCAGAUUUGAUACCGAAAAAAGUUCAUAAAAUCGAAGAUGAAAAAGACCUGAGUCUGUCUAGUAUAGAAGAUGAGCGCGCGACGUUCUUUUCGCCGCAGAGGAAUACGUCAAAGAACAAUUUGUAUUUCACCGAAAACUUCGUCACAGCGGACAGUCAGAUUCUAAACGAUACCCUGGACCUGCCACCGGACGUGGCGAGGAUCGAGAAACACGAGAGAAGGAAAAUAAAACCGAAAUACGGUGAUAUGAAAGAAACUUUGAAUGAUAACAGUGCCAUACAUUUCGAAAAGUUCUCUAGUCAAAGUACGCCAAAGUGCAAUAUCAAAGCUGUCGAUGUUACCCCGAAAGAGGAAUACCACAGUGGGGUGGCAGAAUGGUGCGAGUCUCCGUCCCACCUCCGCUCUAUACCUAACUUCGAACUGCCGAUCGAGAUGUCCAGCGCCGUGGGGUUGCGCAAUGAAUUGGAGUCUCCAGACGUGAUUUCCACUUCUACUCAGGAAGAUAGGUCCACGUACCAAGCGUUGCUAGAUCCUUACACGGGAAACGUGGCGCUCUGCCACACCGCCCCGCGGAGCCCUAGCAUACAGCGGCGGAAGAUACAGUUGCCACCUGAAGAUGACAGGUGUAGUCUGGACAGCGUCAGUGGAUGCUCCAUGGAGUCCGAAGAGGAACCCCUGGAACUGGACAACGCCAGGAGUUGUCCCGACCCCCGCAGCGAGGAUGAUGACGACACGAAGAGAUCGAAGUCAACGAACACAGUGAGCGAGUCCAGCGACCUCAUCCCGGAGUACUCCGCCGCGGACGAGCUGCGCCGGGAGCGGGGCUGGCGCUCCGUCAGCAGCCCCACCGCGUCCCCCCGCCGCGCGCUCUGCGACAUGAAGGUGAUCGAGCCGUACAAGCGCGUGCUGUCCCACGGCGGCUACGACGCGCACGGAGCCGCACUCAUCGUGUUCAGCGCGUGCCACCUGCCAGACAACUCGCGGCCCGACUACACCUACGUCAUGGACAACUUGUUCUUGUACGUGAUCUGGACCCUCGAGCGGCUGGUGACGGAGGAGUACGUGCUGGUGUACCUGCACGGCAGCGCCGGCCGCCGGAGACUGCCCGGCUUCCACUGGCUCCACGAGUGCUAUAAGCUUAUCGACAGGAGAUUACGCAAAAGCCUGAAGCACCUGUAUCUGGUGCAUCCGACGUUUUGGCUGAAAUCGUUUGUGAUACUAACCAAGCCCUUCGUGAGUUCGAAGUUCUUCAAGAAACUGAGCUACGUUCGUAAUCUACAAGAGCUGAUGCAGAGGGUCCCGGUGGAGCCCAACGCGAUCCCGGAGACGGUCAAACUCUACGACGCCAUGAGGAACUGAGGCCAACGUUGCGGCAAAUGUUAACGUUUUAUGAGCGGCAGAAUCUACCGCGCGCUGGUCCCGAGCGCACGGAGCCGCGAGUGUGCCAUUCUACGACACUAAAAUUGUAACCACAUAACUAGAUAAAUGAUAGCUUUAUGCACACUUAACAUCAAGCGAGCUGACGGCUUAGUGUUGUACGAUCGUGGUGCUCUAGAGACUAUUUUAGAUAACUCAGCUUUGUUAUGAUUUAGUGGAAGUUUCCUGUCUGUACUCAAUCUGCAAGACCAGGCGAUGAUAAGUGAUGCCUUCAUUGACGGGCCACUUACCGACAGACGUGCAGUCUGCUGCCAAGCGUGUCGGGACUCGUGUUACUAAUAUUCAUUAUCAAAAACAAUAUUUUAGCACACAAGUCAUCGCUUAUAAUCAACUGAGUCAUCUACUGUACUUAGUAAUGAGAUACAAACUUGAUUUAAUUAAUUUAGAAAUCAUUUUAUCUACACAACAAAAGCAAAAAUGUUUAUCAACAAUGAGUAUUCUACUAAACAAGAAGUGAAGACAUUCCAGUGUUAGGAUAUAUAAGUGACCACUUACGGUCAGUCGCAAAAUCGCCUCUCCGCUCCACCCCCCACACAUAAGUGUUGCCAGUGCACGCGGCGAAAGCGGUCGCACGUUGGCAACCCUACAGCGACUACAGAAACAUUAUCUCUAGUUGAUUAAUAUCUCAAAUUAAUCAUCUUCAUUUCAUUUCACUCCAUAUUAUCAUUUUUCAUAAAAAUAUAAAUAUUUCCAUUUU
This is a messenger RNA of Bombyx mandarina (wild silkworm), 2622 nucleotides long. RefSeq lists its product as uncharacterized. Gene Ontology annotation, cellular component: cytoplasm. NCBI's taxonomy places the organism in Eukaryota, Metazoa, Arthropoda, Insecta, Lepidoptera, Bombycidae. The record is from RefSeq and is a predicted model, not a curated record.